Messenger RNA from Lachancea mirantina, 579 nucleotides. The record is from the annotation of a GenBank genome assembly. NCBI's taxonomy places the organism in Eukaryota, Fungi, Ascomycota, Saccharomycetes, Saccharomycetales, Saccharomycetaceae.
AUGAAACUUACGGCACCAAUACUUUUAGCUCAAUUGCCCGCUGCUAUAUACGCUGCCUCAUCCUCAGCCGCUGGCGGGUUUGUAGGAUCAGGCGGCAGCGCUUCUUCGAUCCAGGUUACUGCUGAAAACGAUUCAAGCAUGGGAGGCCAAUCAACGGCCAGUUCUGCAGGCCAGGAAUCCAUGAGCUCUGCCAGCGAGCCUACAAUUUCUAUGCAAGCUUCUCAAUCCUCCGAUAUGUCAGGCAUGCAAGGUCCGUCGGCCGUUGCAAGUUCCGCUUCGCAAAACUUCAACUCUUCUGGCCCUCCCACGACACUAAGUUCGGGGUCCGGAUCUUUUAAUUCGUCAUCUAAUAUGACCAGCACCUAUAGUGGCCCUCGAGGGAGCUCUUUGACAGUGAUGGCGUCAGAAUCGGGCUCCUCUGGUGAAUCGGGCUCUGCAUCAGCUGGGUCUCAUUCAUCUUCUACAUCAGCUGGCAGAAACAGUUCCGCAGGAGGAUCGAGCCGUAGCUCGGGGAUUGGCAGCGGUCUAAACAUCCCGGUGACGGCGAUUUUAAGCGCUGUUAUCCUUGCUAUGUUAUGA